UUGAUACCAUCUCUGUGCUCCUCGUCACGGAGGAUUUUAUUAUUACCGAACCCAGAAGUGUCAAGUAAUUUAGAAUAUCACAUGGACGGAAAAAGAAAAGCUGGAACUGCGUUUGCGGCAGCAAGAAAACGGUCAAAAGUUGACACUGAAGAUGAACCAUCUGCCUUUGAAGAAGAGUUAGCUUCUUUAGAAAAAGAGGAAUCAGAAAAAUCACAAAGUCAAGGAUCUACUAAUGGGAAUUCUACUUUGAGUACUGAAUCCUUUACUGACAACAAAUGGGGAAGACCGCCAGCGCCACUGUUGAAUGAGAAAACAGAUAAUAUCAUAUUUCAACAGAUUGAUGUUGAUCAUUACCUAGGUCAACCUCUGAAGGGGAUGCCCGGCUCCACAAUAGGACCAGUUCCAAUAGUACGUAUGUUUGGGAUUACAGAAGAAGGCAAUAGUGUACUUUGUCAUAUCCAUGGCUUCUCCCCAUACUUCUAUGUGCCAGCACCAAAGGAUUUCAAAUCUGAACACUGUCGAAUGUUUCUUGAAAAGUUGAACCAAGCUGUCAUCCAGGACAUGAGAUCUAACAAAGAUAACAUCAGUCAUGCUGUUCUAGCGGUCGAUCCAUGUGUUAAAGAAAGUAUUUAUGGUUUCCAUGAAAAUAGGAAAUUACCAUUUCUGAAAAUAACUGUAGCAUUGCCUAAACUAAUAGCUCCUGCCAAGAGGAUAUUAGAGACUGGUGGACUUCAGAUUCCCCCAUAUUCAAAUAAAGGUUACCAAAGUUACGAGAGUAAUAUUGAUUUUGAAAUUAGAUUCAUGGUAGAUGCAGAUGUAGUUGGCUGUAAUUGGGUAGAGGUACCAGCAGGAUCGUAUCAAUUGCGAAAAAAAAAUGAAUGCUCCUCUUGUUGUCAGAUUGAAGUAGAUGUGGCCUGGGAUAAAUUCAUAAGUCAUCCACCAGAAGGAGAAUGGCAGAAAAUGGCUCCAUUUCGUAUUCUAAGCUUUGAUAUUGAAUGUGCUGGGAGAAAAGGUAUAUUUCCGGAGCCCGAGAAAGAUCCUGUGAUCCAGAUAUCCAAUAUGGUUAUACGACAAGGAGAGAAGAUUCCUUUUAUUCGUAAUGUAUAUACAUUGAAGUCGUGUGCUCCGGUGGUUGGAUCGCAAGUGUUGUCUUACGAGAAAGAAUCUGAAUUGUUAAAAGAAUGGUGCAAGUUUGUCCAGGCCGUUGACCCAGAUAUCAUCACUGGGUACAACAUCCAGAACUUUGACAUUCCAUAUCUGCUGAAUCGAGCUGCGGCUUUGAAGAUCCAGACUUUUCCAUUUCUAGGGAAAGUCAAAGAUUUGAGGACAACGAUGCGAGAUUCAAAAUUUCAGUCAAAGCAGAUGGGAGCAAGAGAAAUGAAAGUCAUUAAUAUAGAAGGCAGGAUACAGUUAGAUCUUUUACUGGUAAGAAGUCCUGUCCUAUUAAUACCUUUCUUAUCCUCCGAUAAGUAUAUUAAAACACCAUCUGGUAAUUAUUUUGUGAAGAACUCUGUACGUAAAGGCUUGCUGCCAGAAAUCCUUGAGAAUUUAUUAUCAGCCAGAAAAAAAGCCAAAGCUGAACUGAAAAAAGAGGAGGACCCCUUUCGUAAAAAGGUUUUGGAUGGUCGUCAGCUAGCUUUGAAAAUUAGCGCAAACUCUGUGUAUGGUUUCACUGGUGCUCAAGUUGGCAAACUGCCAUGUUUGGAAAUUUCACAGAGUGUUACAGCAUUCGGUCGACAGAUGAUAGAACAGUCAAAACAGCUAGUGGAAGAUAAAUAUAAUGUUGCCAAUGGUUACGCACAUGAUGCUAAGGUCAUAUAUGGAGAUACUGAUUCAGUAAUGGUCAAAUUUGGACUACCCACUGUUGGUGAAAGCAUGGAUAUUGGAAAAGAAGCUGCCGAAUACAUCUCUAAACAUUUCCCUCCACCGAUAAAAUUAGAAUUUGAAAAGGUGUACUUUCCAUAUUUGUUAAUCAGUAAAAAAAGAUAUGCAGGACUGUAUUUCACUCGUGCUGAUGUCCAUGAUAAAAUGGACUGCAAAGGUAUAGAAACAGUCAGAAGAGACAACUGCCCUCUAGUGUCCAAUCUUAUAAAUAUAUGUCUACAGAAGAUUUUAAUUGACAGGAUCCUGACGGUGCAGUGGGAUCAUGCUAAACAAAUCAUUUCUGAUUUACUGUGUAACCGAGUAGAUAUCUCACAGUUAGUCAUCACUAAAGAAUUGACCAGACUGGCAAUGAAGACGAAGCAAGUCAGAAUUCAACUUUCUAAUUUGAUGCGUAAACGAGAUCCAGGUAGUGCUCCUAAUCUAGGUGACAGGGUACCGUAUGUUAUAAUAGCUGGUGCCAAGAAAGCUGCAGCUUAUACAAAAUCUGAGGAUCCUAUCUUUGUACUAGAGAAUAACGUACCGAUAGACACACAAUAUUAUCUGGAAAACCAGUUAAGCAAACCUCUUCUUAGAAUAUUUGAACCAAUCCUUGGCGAAAAUAAAGCUGAAUCGGUUCUACUGAAGGGAGCUCACACAUUAACUAAAACUGUUGUGCAUUCUAAAGUUGGUGGCUUGUCAGCUUUUACAAAAAAGCGAAGUGCAUGUAUUGGAUGCAAAGCUUUGUUACCCAAGGAUGGAUUAGCUGUGUGCAAACACUGUGAACCAAGAGAGGCUGAGCUUUAUCAAAAAGAGAUAUCUAAUUUAAGUGCUUUGGAAGAAAAGUUCUCUAGAUUGUGGACUCAAUGUCAGCGUUGUCAAGGUAGUCUUCAUGAAGAUAUUUUGUGCACAAGUCGUGACUGUCCAAUAUUUUAUAUGCGCAAAAAGGUCCAGAAAGACUUGGCAGACCAAGAUGUCAUUGUGCGAAGAUUUGAAAAUUCUGACUGGUAAAACAUGAAGUGUACUGUAAAGUUUCAUGAAUGUACAGAUUUUAUACUUCACUUUGUAAUAAACAUUUGAUGAACAAGUCUAUUCA
Saccoglossus kowalevskii is the source of this 2956-nucleotide messenger RNA. RefSeq names its product DNA polymerase delta catalytic subunit-like. The record is from RefSeq and is a predicted model, not a curated record. Gene Ontology annotation, biological process: DNA-templated DNA replication; nucleotide-excision repair, DNA gap filling; base-excision repair, gap-filling. Gene Ontology annotation, cellular component: delta DNA polymerase complex. NCBI's taxonomy places the organism in Eukaryota, Metazoa, Hemichordata, Enteropneusta, Harrimaniidae. Gene Ontology annotation, molecular function: nucleotide binding; 3'-5'-DNA exonuclease activity; DNA-directed DNA polymerase activity.